CUAACUUCAAAGCAUCUGUCUGCCUUUUUAACCGCAUCACAUGUAUAUGUUGUAUUUUCUACAUUAAACUGAAAUAAAUGUAUACUCCCACUCUAUACGAGAAAAAGGAGAAGAGAAAAACAUUCAUGUUGCAGCAGAAAAAAGGAGCUCUUAAGCAAUUCUGCAACUGUAAAAUCCUGCGCGACGGCAGGAUCCGAACAGAAGAUCUAUGGGUGCGUGAUGGAAAAAUUGUGAACCCGGAGAAAAUUUUCUACGAUGAGAAAGUCAAGCCAGAUGUUAUGAUAGAUUGUGGCACCGCCUUGAUCUCGCCAGGAUUUAUUGAUCUGCAAAUUAAUGGAGGAUUUGGCAUAGAUUUUUCUUAUAACGUUGACAAUGUAAAGGAAGGCAUUGACAAAGUAGCAAAGAACCUGCUGAAAUAUGGAGUCACAUCCUUUUGUCCUACAUUGGUGACAUCUCCCAGUGAAGUAUAUCAUAAAGUACUGCCAGAAAUAAAGAAGAGAAAUGGAGGUAGCCACGGUGCUGGUAUACUGGGUGUUCAUGUAGAAGGACCGUUCAUCAGCCCAAGCAAAAAAGGCGCUCAUCCGGAACAUUGUAUUAGAAAAUUUGACCAGGGAUUUAAAUCGGUUGUAGAUAUGUAUGGAGAUCUAGACAAUGUGUGCAUGCUUACAUUAGCACCUGAAAUUCCAAAUGCUACAUCUGUCGUUGAAGACUUGUGUAGAAAAAAUAUAAUAGUAUCUCUUGGACAUUCCGUAGCAAACUUAAGCGAAGGAGAAAAAGCAGUUAAACAUGGAGCGUCAUUUAUCACUCAUCUUUUCAAUGCUAUGUUGCCUUUCCAUCAUAGAGAUCCAGGAUUAGUUGGCCUCCUAACAUCCGACCAAAUCCCUCCUGGAAAAAUGGUUCAUUUCGGAAUAAUCGCAGACGGGAUCCACACUCAUCCGGCAGCAUUGCGAAUCGCUCAUAGAACGCAUCCUCAAGGUCUCGUGCUUGUAACUGACGCGAUAUCAGCACUGGGUUUGGAGGAAGGAAUCCAUCAACUGGGCCAGUUCGAAAUAGAGAUACGUAAAGAGUCUGCUUACAUCGCUGGAACAGAUACUCUCUGCGGUAGCACGACCGAAAUGCCGAAAUGUGUGAGACAUUUUAAAGAAGCUACAGGUUGCACGGUAGUCGAGGCUCUAGAAGCAGCAACUUUGCAUCCUGCGAGAGCCCUCGGUAUUGAUGCGAACAAAGGUGUGCUUAAUUUUGGGGCCGAUGCCGAUUUUAUAUUACUUGAUAAGAAGUUGGAACUGCUGUCAACGUGGAUUUUAGGAGAAUGCGUUUAUGAAAAGAAUAUCGGCAGUAUAAAAGAAUUAAAGGUACAAGCACAGAUCAAUUAUUACAUUAAAUAACUGAACAUUCCGUGCCUUGAGUUGGCCAUUGUAUCAAUUGAUAGUGAAUGACUUAUAAUAAUGCAACGAAGAGUUUUAAACUUUUUUCAAAGGGAAUUUUUGUACACUAAGACUUUUAUAUAUUUGUACUUAGUUGUAUAUUCUGAAAUAGAUGCCUAAUAUUUUCUAUAAAAAGAAAUUUAUAUUUUAUAUAAAAUUAUAUAUAUAUAUAUA
Messenger RNA from Linepithema humile (Argentine ant), 1598 nucleotides. RefSeq names its product N-acetylglucosamine-6-phosphate deacetylase. Gene Ontology annotation, biological process: N-acetylglucosamine catabolic process. Lineage: Eukaryota; Metazoa; Arthropoda; Insecta; Hymenoptera; Formicidae. Gene Ontology annotation, molecular function: N-acetylglucosamine-6-phosphate deacetylase activity. The record is from RefSeq and is a predicted model, not a curated record.